Aplysia californica (California sea hare) is the source of this 1596-nucleotide messenger RNA. RefSeq lists its product as uncharacterized. Gene Ontology annotation, molecular function: DNA binding. The transcript is spliced from 2 exons. Lineage: Eukaryota; Metazoa; Mollusca; Gastropoda; Aplysiida; Aplysiidae. Bases 677 to 1378 code for a protein of 233 amino acids. Gene Ontology annotation, cellular component: transcription regulator complex; nucleus. Gene Ontology annotation, biological process: regulation of transcription by RNA polymerase II. The record is from RefSeq and is a predicted model, not a curated record.
GUUGUCACACUGUGUGUGUCUGGUUUGGAUUGGAAUUGGAAUGAUGAGCUUCCUUUGAGCAACCGAAAAAGCUGGAUUGGAUCUGCUUGAAGUGAACCAAUUUUGUGGGGAAGCAAGGACAGGGGUCAAUGACACAGGUCCAAAAUGUAUCGUCAAUCAUGAAAUUAUAUUGUUUACAUUCCAUACUUGUGCAUUGUCCAGAGUUUUUUCUACCCCCCCCCCCCUUCCUUGAGAGAUAUUGAUCUUAAGGCAAGGAAUCCUCUCGUAAUCAGUAAGAACUUUUUCUCUACCGCAACUGCUUUGAAAACUGUAGGCUAGGGCACGAGCGUGGUCUACUGCACUGGAAAUUACUGCGCAGGACCUGAUGUUUUGGAUGCCUUGGACCUGACACUCGAGCGACAGGCAGGAAAUUCACGACCGGGCACGUUGUGAGCGUAGGCUAGCCUAGGCUACGUGAAACAUAAUAUCGCCUCAAAUCGUGCACGCCCCCAGAACACGCUGACCGGAAUUUCACGCCCGGAUCUCGCCCGGCGUGUCGACGAAGCAUUGUUGAACAGCGGCCACACGAGCGACACAUUCCUGCCGCGUGCAUUGCUUUCCCCCUCAGAACGUCACCUCGCGAGGUCACACGUACGACGUGUGUUGUUUUUCACCAAACAAGCGUGUAGUCUACAAAAUGGCAUACUUUCAUGAUACUGAAUUGCUCAUCCUUGAAAUACGAAAGCGACCUGUGAUCUGGAAUUGCUCUUUAGAUGAUUAUAAAAAUAAGAUAAAGAAGAACGAUGCUUGGGCUGGAGUUUGUAGAGCUCUUCAACCAAAUUUUGACGCACAGGACGAUGUGACGAAGAAACAGACAAUCCUGGAAAUCAAGGCGCGUUGGAAGAGCAUCAGAGACACGUACACGAGGAGUCAAAAAAAGAUCCAAAGAAAGUCAGGAUCCGGGGCAACCAAAACGAGAAAAUAUAUGUUUGCUGACCAUCUUGCUUUUCUUCGGAUGGCACCAUCAAGUAGGGCUACAGAAGAUAGUCUUGACUUUGUUAGCAUUGUUUCUCGGGAUCAAAGUCCAGAUGGGCACAAGGUGGAGCAAGUGGAUGAGGAGCAUGAGGGAUUGGCCUCAGAGAGUCAGUCUCCGUCACCAGCUCCAUCAUGUGGCUCAGUAGGGCCACAGAGCAAAUCAAGAAAACGCAAAUUGGAAGAGAAAAUGUUGACUUUUAUCGAUAAAUGUGACAAGCCAGAUGAUGACAGAGAGUUUUUCAGUAGUCUGCUGCCUGCAGUAAAGAAACUUAAUGAGGACCAAAAGUUAACGUUUAGAGUGGAUGUUAUCAGAGCCUUACAGGCGGCAAAGGCUGGGGGACAAUCUGGCUCAACGCAAAUGUAACAAAACAUGGGUCCCCCGUCCCCCGUUCCCCGUCCCCCGUUCAUCAUCGUUCCAAGAGCAUCACACAACCAAUGGUUUCAAAACCUACAAAGUCCAUUGACACCGAAUGACAUUUAUUGAUUUUAUGAUUGUGAUUGAAAAAGUCCCAAUUUGUUUAUGACAUUUUACAACUAUGUGUAUGUUACUGCGUUAAAAAUGAUUAAAUUUGAGUAAAUAUA